AUGCAUCAAGGGCUGACGUGCCCGGAAGUACAAGGAAGAGGAAGUGCAAGGAAGAACCGGGAUGGCAUCACCGCAUCCGCGUCUCCGAGCCCGGUUCAAAGACAACAAAUGCCAUGGCGUGAUCAAUUCCGUCAGCUCACUACAGAGCCCUGGCGCUCCGAGGAAACAUCUAUGGACCCUAUAAUGUACUCCCCAAACAAGCUGCAAUGCUUCAAGCUCCCUGCAUGCAUAUGGCACAACGUGUCUGUGCUACAGGCUACAGUUCCAGUGCCUGGGCACCCUGCGCGCGAGCCCGAUGCUUAUAGGUGA
This is a messenger RNA of Penicillium psychrosexuale, 309 nucleotides long. RefSeq lists its product as uncharacterized. NCBI's taxonomy places the organism in Eukaryota, Fungi, Ascomycota, Eurotiomycetes, Eurotiales, Aspergillaceae. The transcript is spliced from 2 exons. Bases 1 to 309 code for a protein of 102 amino acids. The record is from RefSeq and is a predicted model, not a curated record.